UCCUAUAAAUGCAUAAAAAUCUACAGUGUAGUGAAAAGAUAUGUAUGCCCAGAUUGUAUAAUAUGCAUAAACUUCUAUAUGCACAACUUUAAAAAAAAUGAUUUUCGCGCCUUAAAACUAAUAUUUUUGGACUUUUGGUAAAAAAUUAUCAUAUGUUAUCAAAGAGAAAUCACAAAUUUGGUGUAGCCCAAAAUUAAGUUAGUUCUUUUUGCCAAACAAGGAUUAUGGAAAGAUAAAUUCAAACAAGUAGAAAAUGCUGAAUGGUGGGGUUAUAGAUCUACCGCGCAGACGCGGCGCAACUUUCGAUUGCAUUCCAUCUUAUAAUAACCGCGGUUUCGCAAAUUUAUAUUCAGUAAUGCGCAGAUUUAUAUUACAAAGCGGUAACUUAUAUCUGUUUUGAAAAUCUAUGUAAAAGGUAUUCGCUUUUUAGUUAGUCGGAGCCGGUAUGUUAUUGGAUCACGUUCGACAACACUUUCGUCUUCACAAGCAUCGAAAAAUUAAAAUCUCUAUGAUUAUCUAAUAGUAAAAAAGAAUUUUAAAUAAAAUACAGAAGAAAUAAAUUUAAUAUAUAAAUAUUUAAAAAAUCAGGCUAAUAAUAAAAAAUAAUUAUCUAAUAGACUAAGUUCAGUACGCAAAUGACUGUGUGGAAAAAAUUAUUUGGCAAGUAUCUUUUAGUGACCAACACUGUGAGUUGUGGUUUGAUGAUGGCGGCAGGGGAUGUCCUCCAACAACGCAAUGAAUAUUUGAGAAAGCAUAAAUGUUUACCUACUAGAACAUAUGUUAUGGCAGCGUCCCCACAUGCAGAACAAAAAUUUCAUAACUCAAAAGAUUCUGACAAAUAUAUGCACGAUUAUGUGAGGACUAAAAAUAUGACUAUUGUGGGUCUACUUCAAGGUCCUUUUCAUCACUGGUUCUAUAUGAUUUUGGAUAGGGUAGUUCCCGGGAAAACUGUACUCUCCGUUAUCAAAAAGACCUGUCUAGACCAAAGUAUAGCCAGUCCAACUUGUUUAGGAAUAUUUUUUAUUGGCCUUGGUCUUUUAGAACACCGCACUAUGGAGGAGAUUCGCGAAGAAAUGAAACUGAAAUUGUACGAUACGUGGAAGGUUGACUGUUGCUUUUGGCCUCCAACACAGUGCAUUAAUUUCUUAUUCGUACCCCUACACUAUAGGGUGCUCUAUAUCAAUUUUAUGACAAUGAUCUAUGACAUUUUUCUAUCAUACAUUAAAUAUGACGCGCAGUAUGAGGGAUAAACAUCUUAGAGCUAGUCUGUUGUACAGAUUAUAAAUAAUUAUAAUUUUUUUGCAUGAUUAUCCAUAACUUGCAAUAUAUAUAUAAUUUUAUUAUUAUUUUAUAAUAUAUAUAUAUAUUUAUAUAUAUAUUUUUAAAUAUAUGUUACCACCGAAUAAUACAAAAAUUAUCAUAUAGAAUGUAUAAUACUCGACACGAAAGGAAUGUUAUUGAAAAUAAAGAAACAUUUGUUUUUGUAUAAAAAGAAAA
Molecule: messenger RNA, 1497 nt
Organism: Bombus terrestris (buff-tailed bumblebee)
Lineage: Eukaryota; Metazoa; Arthropoda; Insecta; Hymenoptera; Apidae
Product: mpv17-like protein 2
Exons: 4
Coding region: 636-1250 (204 amino acids)
Biological process (GO): mitochondrial ribosome assembly
Cellular component (GO): membrane; cytoplasm
Source: RefSeq, a predicted model, not a curated record